AUGACGCUGGCGGUCGAGACGUCCUGCGACGACACGUCGGUCGCGGUGGUGGAGAAGGGCGUGCGCGGCGGCAGCACCGUUGCGCGGCUGCAUUUCCACAAGAAGGUCACGUCCAACAACACCGAGUUCCGCGGCGUGCACCCGCUGCUGACGCUCAAGUCGCACCAGGAGAACCUGGCGACCCUGGUGGGCGAGGCCAUUGCGCAUCUGCCGGCGCAUGGCGGCGCCCGUCGCCUGCCCGACUUCGUGUCGGUGACGCGGGGCCCUGGCAUGCGCGCGAACCUCAUGUGCGGCCUGGACACGGCCAAAGGCCUGGCCGCAGCCUGGCAGAUCCCGCUCGUCGGCGUCCACCACAUGCAGGCCCACGCCCUGACUCCCCGUCUCGUUGCCGCCCUCGACGCCUACGAUACCGCCCCCGACCCAGCACACCCCGCGCAGCCUCUCGCCGACGGCCAUGGCGACUUGACACCGACCUUCCCGCUCCUCUCCGUCCUGGCCUCGGGCGGCCACACCAUUCUCAUCAGCUCGACCGCCCUCACCGAGCAUGCCAUCCUCGGCAGCACCGACGACAUCGCCGUGGGAGAGUGCCUGGACAAGGUCGCUCGUGUUGUGCUCCCCGCCGACGAGCUCCAGCACGCGACAAGCACCAUGUACGGCGCCAUCCUCGAGACCUUUGCCUUCGGCCCCACGCACGACUCGACCCCGACCCGCGACCUGUCAGGCUUCACUGCGCAGACCUACCUCGCCCACCACACCGCCCAUGCCUGGUACACGCCGCCCGCCACCAACGAGAUCGCCCUCGCGCGCAGCAAGUCCAGCUGGGGCUGGACCAUCGCCCCGCCCCUGACCACCACCGGCGGCGGCUCCAAGAUCCACACCCUGGACAUGAGCUUUUCGGGCCUGAUGACCGCCGUGCAGCGCCUGGUGCGCUUCGCCACCGACCCGGCCACGGGCAAGCUGUCCACGCAGCCGCGCGACCCCGAGGACGUCACUCGCGACGAGCGCCGCGAUCUGGCACGUGGCGUCAUGCGCGCCGCCUUCGAGCACAUAUCCUCGCGCGUCGUGCGUGCGCUGCAGACCACCUCCCGCGAUGCAGAGACCCCCGCCGUCGUCGUCGCCGGCGGCGUCGCUUCGAACGCGUUCCUGCGCCACGUGCUAGCAAGCACGCUGUGUCUGCACGGCUUCGCCGACGUGCGGCUGUUCUUCCCGCCGCCCGCGUACUGCACCGACAACGCCGCCAUGAUUGGCUGGACGGGCAUCGAGAUGUUCGAGGCCGGGCAUGUGGAUUCGCUGGCUGUGCGCGCGAUACGCAAGUGGCCGCUCGACGAGCUGAUGGCGCCCGUGGUCGACGGGAAGAUGUGA
This is a messenger RNA of Boeremia exigua, 1362 nucleotides long. Its product is annotated as glycoprotease family-domain-containing protein. The transcript has 2 exons. The coding region runs from base 1 to 1362 and encodes 453 amino acids. Gene Ontology annotation, biological process: mitochondrial tRNA threonylcarbamoyladenosine modification. The record is from RefSeq and is a predicted model, not a curated record. Lineage: Eukaryota; Fungi; Ascomycota; Dothideomycetes; Pleosporales; Didymellaceae. Gene Ontology annotation, cellular component: mitochondrion.